CGUUGUCUUCAUGUUAAUUGGCAUUAUGAUCAUGUAUUUGGUUUUGAAGAAGAAACCAAGUUUGUUAAAGGGCAGCAAACGCGUCGUCAAACCAAAACAUAGCUCUGGCGAAAUUGUCGUCUUGCCACGUUCAAAAGCAGCUCAGAAAUUCCAUUAUAAAGAGAAGACAGUAAGACAACAAUGCACCCACCAUAGGUUCUGUUCCUUUUUGCCUAGACGCAGCUCCAUGGAGAGCAUGGCCAGCAGCGACAGUUAUAUAAACCAAAAUGUUUACGAAGUUAUUCCGACUUAUAUAACAUUCGAUAAAAUACCACAAAUAGAUGCACCCGCACAGCCAGAACCUCAAAUAUUCAACAAUUAUGAGUGUCGAUCCUCUUUUCCCCAUAGAGAGAGUGUGAGAUAUGCGCAGAUUACGCCGCGAACCAAACGCAUUUCCAGUGAUCCAUUGCCAUCGCUUCCAACUGACUUAUAAUUGGCCA
This is a messenger RNA of Drosophila hydei, 479 nucleotides long. RefSeq lists its product as uncharacterized. Lineage: Eukaryota; Metazoa; Arthropoda; Insecta; Diptera; Drosophilidae. The coding region runs from base 11 to 472 and encodes 153 amino acids. The record is from RefSeq and is a predicted model, not a curated record. The transcript has 2 exons.